AGGAAAAGAGGAAGAACGACAGUUUGUUCUUGUACAAAGCGAGAAAACAAAACCCUUUCUGUUUCAUAUAAAUUGGAUGAUGUGAUUCAGGGUUUGUGUGAUUUGAAUUGGAUGAUUAUGUGCAAUAUUGACCAGGAUUGAGGAGGCGCCACAGGGAACAAAGUGAAGAGGAGAAAAGGAGAAGGAGGAAGAGCGCUGAAAAGGAGAAAAGGGACGUAAGAACUGGUUCAAUUUCUUCAGUACAAAUUUUUCUUUUGCUCUGAUAAAACCCUAAGUUGAAAAGGAGAAGACCGGAGGAAUGAAGAAUUGCAUUGAGGAAUGAUAGAUUUCCCAGUAUUCGUUGGACCAUCUUGGACUCUUGGUUACUUCCAAAGGACUUUUCUUUUCGUGUGUCAUCACAUACUUUUGAAGCAUGGAUGGAUCAUAUGAAUCUUCAAUGUGUAAUGGAAGUAACUGUAAUGAAAUGCAAUAUAAGGGAGUUCGGUAUGAUAAGUUGUCUACAGAAGAUCUUAAAGGGCAGGAGUUUAAGACUGUGGAGGAAGCUGAAUCAUUUUACAAUGCCUAUGCAAAGGCUAUGGGUUUUGGUGUUAGAAACGACUACAAGAGAUUAAGUAUACGCAUAACAGGGAGAGUCACUUCAUUGCGGUUGGUUUGUUCUGCUCAAGGGAAAAGAAGAGAAGAGUACAUGAGUAACAAGAAAAGAGUUCGCAGGCCAAAGAAAGAAACAAGAUUCAGUUGUCCAUGCUUGUUCAAAGUAAGGUACCGUUCGAAUAUUAAUGCCUAUAUUGUUGAUGAUUUCAUAACGAACCACUCACAUCAGCUUGCACAAGCACAUGAGUCGCAUCUUCUUCGAUCACACAGAUCAGUUGAAGAUCAACAUUUAGCACUGGCCACAUCUAUGCAGAGAGUGUCUGUUAAGCCUUGUCAUACAUAUGAAUACAUUGUUGAUAGAUCAGGAGGUUUUAAGAAUGUCGGGUUUAUUAUGAAGGACUUGUACAACAAGUUAGAUUCAAGACGCCGAGAAAUUUUACUUGAGGGUGAUGCAGAAGCUGCACUUGCAUAUAUGAGAGGCAAAGUUGCCACAGACUCGCAUUUCUACUGUAAGUUUAGCAUAGAUGAAGAUAAUAGGUUGGCGAAUAUGUUUUGGAGAGACUCUAAUUCUCUGGUGGAUUAUACUUGUUUUGGAGAUGUCUUGGUGUUUGAUAGUACCUACAAAACCAAUCCUUAUGAGAAGCCGUUAGUGUUGUUUGUUGGUUCAAACAAUCAUUUAUCAACCACAGUUUUUGGUUUUGCAUUACUCAUGGAUGAAACGAUUGAGACUUACACAUGGGUUUUGGAGACCUUUAUAUCGUCUAUGAAUAACAAAAGGCCUGUAGCUGUUUUGACUGAUGGGGAUGAAGCAAUGCGAAGGGCUAUUGAAGUGGUACUCCCUGGUUGUGCUCAUCGUCUGUGUACGUGGCACAUAGCAAAGAAUGCCCGGAGGCACCUGCGUAAGAACAGUGUAUUUUCUGAAUUUAGACGUUGUAUGUGGGAUGAAGUCACUCCAGAUGGUUUUGAAAAACGCUGGAAUGCUAUGGUUAACACACAUGGUCUCCACAAUAAGGAUUGGGUUAAGAUGAUGUAUGAAAAGAGGCAAAUAUGGGCAGAGGCAUUUAUUAGUGGCCAUUUUUUUGCCCGUAUGAGAAGCACGCAGAGAUGUGAGGGUAUGAAUAGCUAUAUGAAGGGUUAUCUGAAAAACGGUGUGAAAUUAUUUGAACUUAUUCCGGCACUUGAUAGGGCAUUGUUACGGCUUAGGAACAAGGUUGUGGAAGAGGAUUUUAAGUCCAAUAACUCUAGUCAUGUCCUUACUUCUUCACUUCGAAAAUUGGAACAUCAUGCAGGUACUAUGUUCACUGAUAGUGUGUUUGAGCAUGUACGUAACGAGAUUGAUGGGGUCGGCGAUUUAAUAACAUCUCGAACUAUGGUGUUUGGUUCAAGUCGUGUAUACUUUACAUCUAGUUACAAUAACAACAAGCAAGAGAUUGAGUACACGACGGUUUACUAUCCUGAUGAAAACAAUCCUCGUAUGGAGUGUUCAUGUAAGCUGUUUGAAUAA
Messenger RNA from Rosa rugosa (rugosa rose), 2095 nucleotides. RefSeq names its product protein FAR1-RELATED SEQUENCE 5-like. The coding region runs from base 413 to 2095 and encodes 560 amino acids. The transcript is spliced from 4 exons. Lineage: Eukaryota; Viridiplantae; Streptophyta; Magnoliopsida; Rosales; Rosaceae. The record is from RefSeq and is a predicted model, not a curated record.